Messenger RNA from Mya arenaria, 4616 nucleotides. Its product is annotated as rhodopsin, GQ-coupled-like. Gene Ontology annotation, cellular component: membrane. Lineage: Eukaryota; Metazoa; Mollusca; Bivalvia; Myida; Myidae. Gene Ontology annotation, biological process: neuropeptide signaling pathway. The transcript is spliced from 4 exons. The coding region runs from base 508 to 1875 and encodes 455 amino acids. The record is from RefSeq and is a predicted model, not a curated record. Gene Ontology annotation, molecular function: neuropeptide receptor activity.
CCGAUUCUCAUGAUUGGUGAUACCAUACGUUUUGGUGAAAUGAAAGUUUUUUUUUCUUUUCUUUUGUGGACUAUGGGAUCAUCUUUUGAAAGCGCGUACGACAAGAUACUUCUAGGACAAAGGCACCAUACGUGAAAAUGUGAACAGGAAAACACGUAAAUUAGUUACCACCGUGAAGAAGCGACCUCAAAGGCUCCUGAUACGUCACGUCAUGUAGACGUUAAAACCAUUACACGCCGCUGACACAAUUAUGCAACGCCAAGACGUCUUAUCAACGUGAUAAUGAGAUAUUUGGUAUAAAAACGAAAUCAUUCAAGCGUGUUAGAAUAACGUAAACUAACAUCACCAAACGUGAUAUGACGUAAGAUAAUUACAUGAUACAAGAUAAAAUUGACGUCACCUGUGUAGACCUCUUUAUUUAACGUUGACUUCAUGACAAGAUACGUACUGCGUUUAAGGACUCAGUGAAAUUGCCACUGGAGUGUAUAGAAUCGAAGUGAAGUCAAAAUGUAUUCUGCGAUUCCAAAGGACUGGCGUCAGGAUUUUGACGUCAACGUCACAAUCCAGGAGCUGAACGAUUCCUUGGCGGAAUUACACGUGCCUACGAUCGCAUUUAUCGCUCUUCUGAUGGUGCUCGGAGUCCUAGGGAACAUACUCGUUCUUUACGUGUACACCAGGAAGUAUCAUCCAUCCACGUACAGAUGCUUCAUCCUGUGGCUGGGCUGGAUUGACCUGGUGGCUUGCACUGUCGGGAUGCCCCUCCUCAUUGUCAGCAUGCUCUUCCCCUACAUGUUCCCCUCGGAGGCCGCCUGUAAGACCCUCCGCUUCCUGCACGUGUUCUUCGUGGUCGCGUCCGCCUUCAUCGUGAUCACUAUCGCCAUUGAGCGCCACCGUAGGAUAUGUAACCCGUUUUCACCGGAAAUGUCCACCCGGAAAAUAAAAAUCAUGUGCGCGGUGGCGUCCAUCCUCGGGUGCAUCGUGGCGCUUCCGGCAAUAUUCGUAUACGGAGGCACCGUCGUAGAAACCGGGGUUAACAACAUUAACGGCACGGAGUGCUUCAUUGAUCCGCGGAUGAAGGAUUCAAGUUUCCCCAAAGCGUAUUUCGCCUUGCAGCUACUACUCAGCGUUUCAUGUAUGGUCGUAAUGGGGAUUUUUUACUUUCGGAUUGGUCGUACGAUUAUGGCACACCAUAAGUUUAUCCGGGAGAACACGUACAACGCCCGGGGCCCGCUCUCCGGAACCGACCAAAAAAGAAAAACAAAGGAAUCAUUUGCAGAACCCGACAGUGAUAUAGAGUUAGUGAAUGACACCAACCGGGACACUGACAAACAAAAUGGCGCGACCAAUGGGAAUGCUCCAAAUUCACGCGAGAAUUCCCCUGCUCGAUAUUCAUUGGACAAUUUUGAUUCUAAGAAAGACCCGUAUGGAGAACUUUUAAGAAAAGUUGUAAAGGACAAUUCUAGGUCCAAUUCACCCAAAUCUGAUCAACAGACACCAGAGUCGGGCGAGUCAACGCCCCAAUCACAGCGGAAGAACAGAGGAAAUAAUCGUUUGGCAACUCCACGUCGUGAAUCAAUAACAAACAGAGGUCCAAGCUUGCGAACAAAGCAAGUGACCCUCAUGUUAUUCAUUAUCACUGUUGUGUUCGUGUUAAGCUUUAUACCACAUUUAAUAUUAAUGGUUACCAUAUCGUUCAAGUCCGAUUUUCUCAUGGAUAUGUCUCCGAUUGGUGUGGCAGUUUACAACAUAUUUCUACGAUCGUUUGUCAUCAACAACAUGGCCAACCCAAUAAUUUACGGUUUUUGUGACAAAAAGUUUCGGUCUGAAUGUUCUGCCGUCUGCUUAAGUUUCUUUUGCUGGUGUUUCAGACGAUAAUUAGCCAGUAGUUAAGCAACAGUUAUAAUCAGAUACGAUCGUCUGCACUGACGCCUGCAUACGAUGACUUCAGUUUUAAACAAAUGUUUUAGACAGACUGUACUAUGUUUAAGCAUCUAUUAUGUUGGUUACUGCUGCUGUUGCAGAUGAUGAUUACGCAUGUAGCAAAAAUAUAGACACACGAUAUUUAUAGACAACGUCUGGUAAACUGUUGUUGCGUAUUGGAUUUAUAAACAGACGACAGUCUCAAAAUGUUUUUAGCAGUGUGAUUAACUUAGGGUUAUCAUUUUAAACGUCCAAAUUGGGAGGUUAAUGGCAUUAUUUUAGUCUGAGACUAGAACAUUAGUUAUAAGUUUAUCAUUCGUUGUUUAGAAGUCCUGAUAAUUUUAUUGCAAGAAUUUACAUUUGUAUAGCAUUUCAUACUGAUUUUUUACAUCGUUAUUUCAUGUCAUAGAUUUUAAUUACUUGUAUGUAUAUGUAUGCCAUUAACAUGGUGUAUAUUAUUUAAUUAUUUUACCGAACAUAACAGUAUUUCCAUUUCGUAAUUAAAGUAAUUACUAAGUGUAAUAAUUUUUGUAAUGAAAUCACAUUCAUAUCAUUAAUUCUGAGUCUAUAUUUGCAUGCUUAGUCUCAUUUAGGGCAUUUGCAUAGUAUAUGUUAAAUGCAUUAAAUAGUACAUGUGAGGACAUUCGAUUGCUUUGAACUAUACCAUUUGGACGUCGAUAUCAUGGUGCAAGAUUACAUAAAAUUUGUUUGCCAAAAUAUUUAUCUCUGAUUCGCUGAUAAACUAAGAAACUGCUUGGCAGUUAUGGUUUAAUUUUAUGACGUUUCUUGAUCAAGCCCUUAAGAUUGUGGUAUCAGUAUAGUUCUUGAAAAACAAAUAGAUGCACCAGUAUUUUCUCAUCAGAUAUUGGAAUUUAAUGUAUUUGCAGGUAAAGUUGUAAAGAUGUUACUGAUAAAAGAUCAACUUUAGUCAUACAUGUAAAUGAACUGUUGAUAUAUUGCAGAUAUGGCUUUAAGAUGGCACUAGAUAAUACCUAGUUGUAUGUCUUGAUCGACAGAAAUUGAUAACUUUAUGUACUCAAUCAUUGAUUCUUAUCUAGUCAAUUCUAAGACACAAUGUCAUUUUUAUAUUUAUUGUUUUUAGAUAGUUUCUUAGCAGAAUUGUUUUAAAUGUUCUGUGAUAUUAGAGUGCGGUGUAUCGUCGAACCCAUUAUGGAUAUGUUGUUAAAUAAAUGUUAAGUGUAUCGUAGAAGCUAGUAUGGAUUAUGCUGUAUAACUAAUGCUCCGUGUAUCGUAGACGCCGUUGAGGAUUGUGAUAUAUAAUAAAUGUUAAGUGUAUCGUAAAAGCCGAUAAGGAUUAUACUGUACAACUAAUGUUAGGUGUAGUGUAGACGCAAUUGAGGAUUAUGCUGUAUAACUAAUGUUCUGUGUAUUGAAGAAGCCAUUAUGGAUUAUGCUGUACAACUUAUGUUCGGUGUAUCGUAGACGCCAUUGAGGAAUAUGCUGUAUAACUAAUACUCUGUGUAUCAAAGAAGCCAUUAUGCAUUAUGUUAAAUAACAAUUAUUCGGAGCAUCGUAGAAGCCAUUGUGGUUAAUGCUAUAUAACUCAUGCUCAGAGUAUCGUAAAACCCAUUAAGGAUUAUGCUGUACAACUAAUGUUCGGUGUAUCGUAGACGCCAAUGAGGAUUAUGCUGAACAGUUAAUGCUUGGUGUAUUGUAGACGCCAUUGAGGAUUAUGCUGUACAUCUAAUUUUCGGAGUACCGUAGACGCCAUUGAGGAUUAUGCUGUUUAGCUUAUGUUCGGUGUAUCGUAGACGCCAUUAAGGGUUAUGCUGUACAACUAAUGUUCGGUGUAUCGUAAAUGCCAUUGAGGAUUAUGCUGUAUAACUAAUGCUCGGAGUAUCGUUUAAGCCAUUUAGGAUCAUGCAGUAUAACUAAUGCUCGGAGCAUCGUUUAAGCCAUUUAGGAUCAUGCAGUAUAACUAAUGCUCGGAGUAUCGUUUAAGCCAUUUAGGAUCAUGCUGUAUAACUAAUGCUCGGAGUAUCGUUUAAGCCAUUUAGGAUCAUGCAGUAUAACUAAUGCUCGGAGUAUCGUUUAAGCCAUUUAGGAUCAUGCAGUAUAACUAAUGCUCGGAGUAUCGUUUAAGCCAUUUAGGAUCAUGCAGUAUAACUAAUGCUCGGAGUAUCGUUUAAGCCAUUUAGGAUCAUGCAGUAUAACUAAUGCUCGGAGCAUCGUAGACGCCUUUCAGGAAGGUUCUGUCUUUAUGGUUUUCGAUGUUUCGUAGAGAUCAUUAAAGAUUAUGCUGUAUACCUUUUGUUCGCUGUAUCAUAGGAACCAUUCAGGAAGAUUUUUUUAUGGCUAGAGUUUUGUGUAUCGUAGAGAAUGUAAAGGAAGAUGAUGUAUGACUUGUGGGUGCUAUCUCAAGACCAGUGACAGGUUUAUCGUAGAAUCCAUUCAGAAAGAGGUUUUAUAACACGUGUUAACUGUAGCAAAUGACUAGUGUUCGGUGUAUCGUUGAAUCCAUUUUGUAAGGUGCUGUAUAACUUGUGCCCGGUGUUUCGUAGAGGUAAUUCUGUGUAUCGUAUAUGUCGUCAAUGAGUAUGCUAUAUAACUAGUGUUCGGUGUAUCGUAAGAGCCAUUCAGGAAGAUGCUGCAUCAAUAUUUUUCGGUUUAUCGUUGAGGCCAUAAUGGAAAUUUUCUGUGUAUUAUGUUGAAGAAAAAUAAAAUUCGAAAGUCUA